Molecule: messenger RNA, 1590 nt
Organism: Penicillium paradoxum
Lineage: Eukaryota; Fungi; Ascomycota; Eurotiomycetes; Eurotiales; Aspergillaceae
Gene: rglA
Product: putative rhamnogalacturonase B
Exons: 12
Coding region: 1-1590 (529 amino acids)
Biological process (GO): pectin catabolic process
Molecular function (GO): carbon-oxygen lyase activity, acting on polysaccharides; carbohydrate binding
Source: RefSeq, a predicted model, not a curated record
AUGAUGCUGUUCAAGUCCUUGGCGAUUGCCUCGCUGGCCCUUUUUGCUAAACGGGCAUCCGCAGCGUUUGGAAUAACUACCAGCACGGCUUCCUAUGUGAUCGAUGCGGGGUCAGCAAAUCCGCUGAAGUUCACUGUCAGCAGGACCAACUGUGACAUCACGUCGAUCAACUACUAUGGAUCUGAGCUUCAAUACCAAUCGACUGCGUCUCACAUCGGAUCAGGUCUCGGUAGCGCAACUGUGACUGCAACCCAGAGUGGCGACUAUAUCAAGGUGACUUGUGCCACGUCCACCUUGACACAUUAUUACGUUGUCCACAAUGGAGAUCCGAUCAUCCACAUGGCAACUUACACCACUGCCGAACCGUCUGUUGGAGAACUCCGAUACAUCACCCGCCUGAAUUCAGACCUGCUCCCGAAUGAAGAGCCAUUCGGCGUGGUUUCCAAUAUUGGAGGUGGCAGUGUUGUUGAGGGAGAGGAUGUGUUCUUGGUGAAUGGGCAAACCCGAAGCAAGUUCUACUCCAGUCAACGGUUCAUUGACGACAACAUCCAUUGUGUGUCUGGAAGCGCACACCGGGUUUGCAUGAUCUUGAAUCAAUACGAGACAUCCGCUGGCGGGCCUUUCAUGCGUGAUAUCAACACUAACAACGUUGGCUCUUACACUGGCCUAUACUGGUACAUGAAUUCCGGACAUGUUCAGACCGAGACCUAUCGCCAGGGCCUGCACGGCCCGUACUCUAUGUACUUCAGCCGUAGCGGUACCCCCAGCUCCAACAUUGACACAUCUUUCUUCGCCGACCUUGAUAUUCAGGGAUACGUCGCCAAAUCUGCAAGAGGCUAUGUUUCGGGUACUGCAUCUGGGGCCGACUCGGCAUUCAAAUGGGUGAUUCACUGGUAUAACUCCGCUGCCCAGUACUGGACCUAUGCUUCAUCCUCCGGGGCCUUUACCUCCCCUGCAAUGAAGCCAGGCACCUACACAAUGGUCUACUACCAAGGCGAAUACGUCGUCGCCACAUCUUCGGUGACUGUCACUGCUGGGUCAACCACCUCAAAAAGCAUCUCCGGGUCAGUGAAGACUGGAACCACAAUCUUUAAGAUUGGAGACUGGGAUGGAACACCGACCGGUUUCCUCAACGCUGCCAACCAGCUCCGCAUGCAUCCCUCCGACACCCGCAUGUCUUCUUGGUCCCCGGGCACCUACACAGUCGGCAGCUCCUCGGUCUCUUCUUUCCCGAUGGCUCUUUUCAAGUCCGUAAAUUCGCCUUUGACAAUCAAGUUCACGGCAACUUCCUCGCAGACUGGGGCUGCGACACUGAGAAUCGGCACGACCCUUUCCUUCGCCGGGGGUCGACCUCAGGCUGUCAUCAAUAGCUAUACAGGUUCCAUCCCGGCUGCCCCGACUAAUCUGAACUCUCGAGGCAUGACUCGUGGCGCGUAUAGAGGAUUCGGUGAAGUCUACGACGUCUCGAUUCCGGCUGGAACUAUCGUUGCUGGCACCAAUACUAUCACUAUCAGUGUCGUGUCUGGUAGCUCUGGGGAUACUUAUCUCAGUCCUAACUUUAUCUUCGACUGUGUGGAGCUCUUCCAGUAG